AAAAGCAACAGAUUCAUUCACUUGAACUAUUUCUUCAAAGAAGUUCUUCAAAAUCAUAAUUUUUUCUUCUCAAUUGCGUUGCGUUUUGUGAUUGUUAUUGAAUGAAAGAAAAUGGGACGAUCCAUCAAUAAGCUGACUGACAACGAAAAGUUUGUAUUAAAUCAGUUGUUGCAUUUCUUGGACGCUCAUCGUUUUGCCUAUUUCAAAGACUUUGAGAAGAUUUACUCGGAAGAUCGAUUCUUCGUUGUGGAUCGUGAAAAAGCCGCAAAAUUCCUUCGCAAAUACGGUGCCGAUGUUAAUUUCAAGAAUAAAUACCAUAAAACACCUCUUUAUUCAGCUGUAUGUUUCGGCUCUGAGAAAAUCGUACAAAUUCUCAUCGAGAAUGGGGCCAACAUCAACAAAGAGGACAAAGACGGAAAAACGCCUCUGAUUGCUGCUAUUUGUAAAGGCUAUGAAAAAAUCGUGCAAAUAUUGGUUGAAAACGGAGCUAAUGUUAAUCACUCAAAACCAGAAAGCUCAAAGAUUUUCCAAACCAAGCUGACUCCUCUUCAUUAUGCCGUCAAUAAAGGUAAUCAAGAGUGA
Molecule: messenger RNA, 582 nt
Organism: Sitodiplosis mosellana (orange wheat blossom midge)
Lineage: Eukaryota; Metazoa; Arthropoda; Insecta; Diptera; Cecidomyiidae
Product: myotrophin-like
Exons: 6
Coding region: 112-582 (156 amino acids)
Molecular function (GO): protein binding
Source: RefSeq, a predicted model, not a curated record